GUUUAAAACUCCCGUUGCUUCUUCCGUCAUCACUCCCACGCUACCAAAUCACUCCGUACCAUACUUUCCUUCCUCUUCAGCUCUUCUCUAAUCUCUCCCAAAUCCCGGACCCUCUUCACAAUUCUCACGGCGAUAGAAAUCUGGUUAGAUAUUGAUCAAUCAGUGUUUUCAACGCCAUAUCAUGUUUAACGGCGAAAAUCAAGCGACAAAAGCAGAUACUGUGUGAAGUCAAGAUUCCGUUUUUCUCUUUACUCCCUUAACUAAUUUCUUUCUUUUUUUCAUAAAGCCCUUUUCUAUGUCACACCCACACUCGCACAUUUAUUGAGCUGAGUGUGUUUGUAUGUGUGUUACCGCCCCUUGUUUCAGCUCAAUUCUCACGGAUGCUUCUGUUUUCUGUCUCCUUGGCAAGUGAAUCAGCCGCAUAGUCUUCAAUAUUGGGCUUUUCUUCGGCAAUCUUAUAGUUGUCUGGAUUUUGUGUGAUCUGGGGUGGGAGCUUUCUUGAGAAAAGGUCAAUGCUUGAUCCAAUCCUGAGUAAUGUUUCAUGAGUUGUGAUAAGCUUUCAGAUCCUAUUCUUUUCUAACUAUGUUAUUUCUCUAUAACCCAGACUUAUAAAUCAAAUCUCUAUGGUAGUUUUGUAGUUUGUAGAAAUUUGUUCUUUCUUCUGCUGAAAUUUGAAAUCUGGGAUUUGGAACUAUUACCCUAUAAAAAAGAAGAAUUGCUGAGAAGUCGGAGUUGAUUGAGGGGAAGUAGAGAUGCAGUCAAGGGGACUAUUGGAAGAGGGGAAAGACCCUUCUGCUAGAGUAUCAAAUCAACAUAAGCCUCUACCACUAAGAUUACUUCAGUUUCUUCUUUUGUUUUUGGGAAUCUGUGUUGGGUUUUCAAUUCUUAGUAUGUACAUGGUUCGUUUUUUUGGAGUCCAGACAGCUGUUCCUAUGUUACAAUCCGGAUAUGAGUCAUGUUAUGAAGAAAUAAGUAGUUUGGGGAGUUGGGUUAGGCCUCCUUCAAGUAUUUUGCAUACUUUAAAUGACACUGAGCUAUUAUGGCGGGCUUCUUUCGUUCCUCAAGUGAAAGCAUAUCCUUUUAAGAGAAAACCCAAGAUUGCAUUCAUGUUCUUGACUAGAGGACCUCUUCCUUUGGCCCCAUUGUGGGAGAAGUUUUUUAAGGGGAAUGAGAGGCUCUAUUCGAUCUACGUUCAUUCUAUGCCAUCUUAUAUGCCCAAUUUCAACACGUCGUCUGUGUUUUACCUUCGACAAAUACCUAGCCAGGUGGCAGAGUGGGGAAAGAUGAGCAUGUGUGAUGCCGAAAGGAGACUUCUUGCGAACGCUCUACUUGACAUAUCAAAUGAAUGGUUUGUCCUCCUUUCAGAGGCAUGCAUUCCUCUUCACAACUUCAGCAUUGUUUACCACUAUAUAUCAAGAUCCAGGCACAGCUUCAUUGGUGUAGUCGAUGACCAAAGCCCUUAUGGAAUAGGGCGUUACGAUGCUAAUAUGGCACCCACAGUUAACAUAACCGAUUGGCGCAAAGGGUCCCAGUGGUUUGAAGUCAACAGAAAGUUAGCUGUUGACAUUAUCAAAGACGACAUUUACUACCCCAAGUUUGAGAAGUUUUGCAGGCCGGCUUGUUAUGUGGAUGAACACUACUUCCCAACCAUGCUCAGCAUGGAGUCUCCGGGCCUCCUGGCAAACCGGAGCCUUACGUGGGUCGAUUGGUCCAGAGGUGGCCCCCACCCUGCUUCCUUCGGCAAGGAUGACAUUACAGAUCAGUUUUUUAAGAAGAUGCUCGAGAAGACGUGCAUCUACAAUAGCCAGCCAACCCAUCUUUGUUUCCUUUUCGCAAGAAAAUUUUCUCCUAGUGCUUUGAACCCUUUGUUAGAACAGUCAUCCAAAUUCUUGGGCUUCUGAAAAGCCCAAGAAUUUAUAUAUACCUUGCUGUGUAUGAAGAAUGAACUUAUAUACCAUUCUUCUUAGAAGACUAGAGUGAUUAUGAUGCAUCAGCUUGUUAAAUGACUGUUAUAACCUCAUCUCUUACAGCAGAAGUGUACACGUCCACAGUCCACUCAUGUAAGGAUAAAAGAUUUACUCACAAUUCCACAGAAAUGGUGUACAUUGUACUGUAACCCGUGAGGGCAUUCUAGCAUUUACACAAAGCUAGAAUAAAGCACGGAUGUGAAGCAUAUACACAAGUCAAAUCGAGCUUAUUACUAUGAUAUUCAAUCAUGAGCACACUAUCUUG
Messenger RNA from Cuscuta epithymum, 2232 nucleotides. NCBI's taxonomy places the organism in Eukaryota, Viridiplantae, Streptophyta, Magnoliopsida, Solanales, Convolvulaceae. The record is from the annotation of a GenBank genome assembly.